ACCAAACGUCCCGUAAAAAUGGGAUUGUCCCGUUUUUUAACGAUCGUACACGGGGUCCCGAAAAAGUCUCCUGGGACGCCUAAAUGUCCCGUAUUUACGAUGGGUUGAUGAUAAACUUUUGUCGCGCCUCUCCUCGGGCCGUCUUCCCCUCUUCUCGACAGUUUAAGUCGCCCAUACCAGGCCAGAACAGCACACUGAAUUUUGAAGAUAUUCCAGUAUGUGUUUGCGAUCCCUGCCCAUAACGGUAAUACUGAAAGAAUCUUUUCGCUUAUGAACAUUCAAUGGACGGAUGAAAGGAACAAGAUGGGAGUGGAUACCCUUUCUGCAAUCUUGCAGAUUCUUUGCCUCCAUGGAUACCGCCAGAGUGGCGACAUGUUCCGAUCCAAGCUGGGGUCCCUCAGGAAGGUUCUGAAGAGACACGUGGAGUUUGUUUUCGUGACAGCCCCGCACAGAAUCCCGCUGGCCGAUGUUCUGUCGAGCACGGACGGAGAGAAUGCUGAAAGAGUUGAUCAGUUUGGGUGGUGGUUUAGCGAGGCGGACGGAACGUUCCGAUCGAAGCAGCACUCGGACGUGAGUCUCGGGUUGGAAGACAGCCUGAGGCUCGUGGAAGAAGCAUGCAGGCAGCACGCGCCGAUACAUGGCGUGCUGGCGUUCUCGCAAGGAGCGUCCCUGGCGGGGAUGCUGUGCCUGCUGCAGGAGCAGAAAUGUUUGAACUUCAAGUUCGACUUUGCCAUAUUAGUCGCAGGCUUCGUGUCCCAGUGCUCGCUCCACGAGAAGUAUUACUCGGGACAGGUGUCCAUUCCAACCCUCCACGUCAUUGGAGAAACGGACAGUGUUAUUCCGAAAGAGAUGAGCGAAGCACUAAUGGCCCACUUCAAAGACCCAGUGGUUCUUGCGCACCCGGGCGGACACUUUGUCCCGGCUACAGGGGAGUUGCGUAGUGCCUACGUUGCGUUCAUCGAAGCGAGGCUGCAGGAGUUGGCUGUCUGCCUCAGCGACACUUCUGAAGCUGAACAGUUGUGAAUGACUAACAUAGUGUUUCCUCGAGGCUGUGUAUGUAAUACUUUGUGAUAUGAAACAAUUUAUUCACCAAGAGUAA
Messenger RNA from Bacillus rossius redtenbacheri, 1099 nucleotides. RefSeq names its product esterase OVCA2. Gene Ontology annotation, biological process: response to retinoic acid. The record is from RefSeq and is a predicted model, not a curated record. Lineage: Eukaryota; Metazoa; Arthropoda; Insecta; Phasmatodea; Bacillidae. Gene Ontology annotation, molecular function: hydrolase activity. Gene Ontology annotation, cellular component: nucleus; cytoplasm. The transcript has 5 exons. Bases 271 to 1023 code for a protein of 250 amino acids.